Messenger RNA from Neurospora tetraspora, 1701 nucleotides. RefSeq lists its product as uncharacterized. NCBI's taxonomy places the organism in Eukaryota, Fungi, Ascomycota, Sordariomycetes, Sordariales, Sordariaceae. Bases 1 to 1392 code for a protein of 463 amino acids. The record is from RefSeq and is a predicted model, not a curated record. The transcript is spliced from 8 exons.
AUGGAGAUUCAGAUCAAGAUGAGACGAUGGGUGGAUGCUAAGCCGUCUGGCCAUCCGGAUGACCUCAUGUCGGCCUACCUUCGUAAGGCUGCAGCUGCCAGGUCCUCUUCUAGUUCUCCAGUGCGACAAGCGACCCGCGACAACCCAAAGGGGCCUCCGAGUCCGCCAUGGCUACACAGAAGAUGUCACCGGGCCGCCAACCAUCCCGUCAGGCCCCUCUGCUGGUAUGCCCGGGCUGUAGAGGCUGUUAGAAGAAAGGCAAGACUGCCAGAAGCCUUCUUCGGAACGCCAGCACGCCAUCAAUCAUCUUGCAACAAACUGCCCUACACCGGACCGUGGUGUGCCACGGGUGUGCCACAGCGAUUGGUGACCCGCCGUUGGCCCGAGGAAGAGGGAGCACUGCCGCUGGAAACACCCCCUGCUCAACACCAAACACUGGACCAGACAGGCUGUCCGCUUUCCGUCGCAUUUCCAGUCAUCACAACUCGCUUCUACCGUCGAUCACGGACCCCUAAACCCCAAACCCCCAUGGAAGACGAGAACCAUUGUCACGAAGCCACCGGCAACCAGCGAGAACGUUCUCAAACUAUCGUUUGUAGAAUAUCACAUCGGUAUCGAUCUGAGGAUGUUACCGAUUCCUGCGCUGCUGAGACUGUUCCGGUUUUUGGAUCGUCGCCGUACUGGGUAGAGAGGAUCGGCGCUUCUAUUCCAAGAUUCGCAUGGCCCUCACGUGCAGCAAUUUCUUCUCGAUUAUUGAGGACGCCUGCCAGGACCGCAUGGCGUCGCCUGGACCUCAAGAGAUAUGUCACUUUGCUGGGUCUAUUGGUUGUUGAUCGAGUACGGCUUGCGGAGCGGCAUCAGUGUGGACGCCGUACGCUAGUGUACAGGUCUACGUACACCAACUGUCGUGAAGUGAAGCAGGGCAUCUGUUUCCACGUCGUGGAUGAGGAAGAUCAGGUAGUUUGUGCGGUAGCCCACAUCCAAGGAGCUGCUAUAAGGUUUGAGGAAGAACUGACUCGGCCAACUCGGGGGUCCUUCACUGACAUCGAGUCUCGACCGUUUUGGUCUCUGGAGAUCGAUCAACCUUGGCGAGCCUACUCGGCGUCUCAAGCCCUCUUGUCCUUGACCGUAGUGUAUCACAGCCUCGAGAAGAUAGCAGCUCAUUAUACGGGCGACAAGUUAUCCGUGUUUACAGACGACGGGUCAGGGCGCACAUGCAGGAGCUGUUAUGUCAGUACCUUUGCUGGACACUGCAUCUCCAUUAAGGUAGAGGUAUUUUACGCCCUGAGAGCCCUGGUCCCUGGCCUGGCACAGGUUGCUGCUGCACAGCACCACCUAAGAUUCUAUCGCUGGAAGGCCCCAAGCCCACCGCCCGGUAGACCCACACCAUAAUUUGUGACAACGAGUGAAUUGAAUCCACUGAUGGCCUUGGUCCUCCGGGGAUCAACCUGUAGGGGGGCACCGCAUCAUCCACUCUUGUCUCCAUGCCCUCGGGAGAUCUAAAUGGUACCAUGUACAGGACAACCUUGUCCACCCCAAUCACUGUCAACAAGGUUCUUUUGAAUUUCGGCAUACAUAAGCUAGCCCCCCUCCUCUCACCUCCCUGCCCACUUCAGAGCUUGGGGGUCCGAAAGACAAAGAAACGACAUCGUCACCGUUAUAACCAGUCCAGUCGCCGCCUUGAACCACAAACAUCAACCA